CUCGUUUUGGUUGUUGGUAUCCUAUGAUGUCACUUGCAUUUGGCUAUAUUCCGUUUUUGUCCACAUUUUGUCAAAACCAUGUUCUUUAUCACUAUAGAAGAGGACAAGGUUCUCUGUUAAAGCUUCGUUGCAGUAUAGAAACUCAGCGUAUGAGUAAAGCUAUUCCCUUCUUUCCAAAGCCUGCCAGAUUGGAUGAAAGUAUGCCAGGUUAUGCUGGUUUCGAUCCUUUAGGGUUUAGUGACAAGUUUGACGUCAAGUUCUUACAGGAAGCAGAAAUAAAACACUGUCGUAUUUGUAUGUUGGCUGCUUUGGGUUGGGUUGUUCCUGAGUUUUGGCAUCUUCCUUCAGAAGUGUUUUCGAAUACCAGUCCUUUAGCUGCGUUGGGACAAGUACCCAAGUUGGGCCUUAUCCAGAUUCUUUUAUUAGUGUUAGCACUGGAAGCAAUAUCGCUUGAUAAGAUAACCUUCCAUCCAGAAAAGGAACCUGGUGACUUUGGUUUUGAUCCGCUAGGCCUAGGCAAAGGAAAUGCAAAAAAGUGGAUGCAGACUGCAGAACUGAAGAAUGGAAGAUUGGCAAUGAUUGCUAUGGGAGCUUUCUUUCAUCAAAAUUUAUUAACUAAUCAAGGAAUAUUUGAGCAACUUAGAACACACAACUUUUUUCCAACGACAUUUCCUUUGCAUUGAGUUUUAUUUGUUGGUUGAUAUAUUUGGGGGAGGGGGUUAUUUGAGUUGAAUAUUUUCUAAAAAACUUCAAAAG
Molecule: messenger RNA, 756 nt
Organism: Galdieria sulphuraria
Lineage: Eukaryota; Rhodophyta; Bangiophyceae; Galdieriales; Galdieriaceae
Product: light-harvesting complex protein
Exons: 5
Coding region: 24-683 (219 amino acids)
Biological process (GO): response to light stimulus; photosynthesis, light harvesting in photosystem I
Cellular component (GO): membrane
Source: RefSeq, a predicted model, not a curated record